GGCGCGGUCAACGGCGGUGGCUGAGGAUAUCGCGGGCGGCGGCAGUGGCUGCUAGGACUAGGGGUGUGCGAAGAGUAGCAGCGCGUUUCGGACCGCGCUUGAACUUCACUUUUAUGAAGGUGGUAGCGUCAGUAACUGUUCCGUUAAAAUCAGUCGAAUCCGUGGAGCAGCUACUGGAUGAAUUGUCGAAAGUUUGACAUGUUGGAUUAGACAAGGUUAAAACAAAGCAAACAAAAACAAUUAACAAGUCAAAAACAAUAUAUGAGCAAAUCCCUGCCAGGAGGAAGGGGGGCAAGAAUGGCGUGAAAAAUUAGAGCGUACUCACAGUCGGCGACUGCUCUGCUACAGCGUGAGCGGGAGAGCGAAGGCGCGAGAGCGAGAAGGCACUCACCGUACGGGGAGCGGUCAACUAACACAACCGAUCGGGAGCGGUGGUAAUUGCGAAAAUAAUGCCAUCACAGCGGCCUUUUAUACCGGGUGUCCGGUGGCUAUUUUCACAUUUCAAAGAAUGAUAUAAAAAUAAAUACAAAAGCUUUCUAAAUUAUUUUUAUUCUCAUAGAAAGAACAUUAAUGUGAGUUUAAUUUUUUAAAAAUAAUGUUUUCUAAAUGUCGACCUUCUUGGCGCAACCACUCUUCCCAUUUCACACGCAUAUUUUCAAAAACGCGUUUACAGAGAUCGCUAGAAAUAUUCAAAACUUCGGUCCGAAUAUUUUCUUUCAGUUCAGCAGUGGUGGUCGGUUGGUUUUGGUAAACGAUGCUCUUCAGGGUGCCCCAUAAAAAGAAAUCACAUGGAUCAGCAGGUCUACUCUAAUUCAACGAAAAACGAAAUUUCGAUCGAAAUUUCGCUCAAUUCCUACCAUGGUUCUAUUCGAUUCGAAACUUCGUUGAAACGAAAUUAGUUUGACGUUUAAGUUCUCUAAGCCUACUCUAUUGCACUAAAGUUACGAACGAAAAUUGAAGUUUGACAGAUACUUGUUCGUAAUUUUAACCUCAAAUUGACGAAACCAAAAGUGUUAACUUUUUAUUUUCGUUUUGGUCGAUUUUGUUAAAAAUUUAACUAAAAUGGCUACGAGACAGCUUUUAAUCGCGGCUGCUUUACGUGAAGAACGAUUGGAGCGUAGAAGGAACCGGCGCCGCCUGCGUAAUCAAUUAAAUAUUUCAAAUAUUCCCGAUCUAGAGUUUGUCGGAAAUUACAGACUCAGUCGGGAAUUAUUCGAGGAGUUGUGCCAGGACAUAGUGCCUUUAUUGCCUCCAAAGGGAAGACAACAUGGAAUCGAGCCCACACUUAAAGUAAGUUUAAAUUGUUUAAACACUCCCUUCUCUUUAAUUUUUCAUUUUACUGUUCAUAAGCCUCAAUCUGUGUUAAUGUAUUUCAGAUACUUACUGCUUUGAACUUUUAUGCUCGAGGAAGUUACCAGGGGUCAGUGGGACAAAAUAUGGAUGGGCCCAUGGCACAACAGACAGUGUCCCGUUGUUUACAAGAGGUAACAACUGCACUUAAUGCACCCCACAUACUAAGGAAGCACAUAAGAUUCCCACAAAAUAGGAAUGAAAGGAAUCUUAUUAAGCAGAAAUUUUAUGAUAAAUAUGGGCUACCCGCUGUGGUGGGGUGCAUCGAUUGUUCACAUGUAGCCAUAGUGAGGCCUUCGGAGCACGAGGGACGAUAUUUUAAUCGAAAACAUUUUCAUUCGAUUAAUACUCAAGUUAUAUGUGACAGUGAUUUAUUAAUUACAAAUGUUGAUGCUUCAUAUGGUGGAGCAACUCACGACGCUUAUAUUUGGAGGGAAUGUGAGAUAAGAAACCACUUGGAGGGUCUCCAGGAUGAAACAGUUUAUCUAUUAGGUGAUUCUGGUUAUGCUCUAAGGGAGCAUAUGAUGACACCUGUAGAUAAUGCUGUUGAGAACUCUCCAGAGGGAAGGUACAAUUACCUCCAAAAACGUGUACGCUGCACCAUAGAACGCACAUUUGGUGUAUUGAAGGGUCGAUGGAGAUGUCUUUUGGCAGCUAGGGAACUCCAUUACUGCCCAGAAACAGCAGGUAAAAUUAUAUUAGCCUGCUGUGUUUUACAAACAUGUGUAUAAGGGCUGGUAUUGAAGGUCCCGAGUUGACUGAAGAGGAACACCAAUCGGAGAGAACCAGGCAGGUUCCCUUUGAAACAGCCGCAUCUUCUACUCAAGCUCUACAGGCAGGUCGAAGGGCAAGGAAUUCAUUAAUAUAAAUGUUAGAAAUUAACCGGAGAUAAUCAUCAUCAUCAUCAUAUCAGCCACAUUUAAGCCGUUUAUUUGUGAUUAAGUAACAAUCAAAAUCCAUACUUUCUUAUUUAUAAUAUUAUAGGAUUAGGAAUUAAUAUUACUGAAAUGUAUGGCACUCACUUCUUACCUAAAACAUACACUUCUUAUCUUGUUAUAAUUGUAAGCAAUGCGUUUUUUUUUAAUGUUAACUUUUAUGUCUAAUGAAUUUAGUUAAUAUUGCAUAUUGUACAACAUUAUCUAUUUAGGUAUGAAUUUUCGAGUAGGUACCUAGUAGACAGUGAUUUCUCAACUAGUUGAAAGUUAUUUGCUCUUACCUUUCCGAUGUGUAGAUAAUUAAUUUCAAUACCUGCCCAUUGUAUGUAAACUUUUGUUAAUUUUUGUGAUGUAAAAUUACAUUACCUUAAAGGUCAUUUUACAAAUUUGAUGACUCUGUAUGAAAUAUACAAGGAGAAAAAAAUCAGCCCUUAACGAGUUUCUUGCCGGUUCUUCUCGUUACAAGGUCUCCUGCUUAGGGUUUGAGAACCGAUGGCGUAGCUUCUUUGACAUUCACAAGUGCUUGUAACAGCCUAGAUUAAAAUAUUUUUAGGCAU
Messenger RNA from Parnassius mnemosyne (clouded apollo), 2842 nucleotides. Lineage: Eukaryota; Metazoa; Arthropoda; Insecta; Lepidoptera; Papilionidae. The record is from the annotation of a GenBank genome assembly.